CACAGACAUACACUCGUUCUUUCUCUCAGAUACACACAGCACCCCACAUUCGCACCUCUGCCAGCGAGCCUGACUACACGGCUUCCCCGCCAGCCAGAUGCUGGAGGAGAACACACAUUGAUUUGCUGCUUUCCGACCCCCUAAUCAGUCUUUUUCCCAACACAAAGAUUUUUUUUUAAACAAACAAAAAAACUACAUAUAUUUUUCUAUUUGCACCUUUCCUCCGAGUCCCCCGCUCCACCAGCCUGCGCGCCUCUUAGCACCACUUUUCACUCCCAGAGAAAGAUGAAAGGUGGCUGUGUCUCCCAGUGGAAGGCGGCCGCGGGGCUCCUCUUCUGUGUCAUGGUUUUUGCAUCUGCCGAGAGACCGGUCUUCACGAAUCAUUUUCUUGUGGAGUUGCAUAAAGGAGGAGAGGAAGAAGCUCGCCAAGUUGCAGCAGAACACGGCUUUGGAGUCCGAAAGCUUCCCUUCACUGAAGGACUGUACCACUUUUAUCACAAUGGCUUAGCAAAGGCCAAGAGAAGACGCAGUCUACAUCACAAGCAGCAGUUGGAGAGAGACCCCAGGGUAAAGAUGGCCUUGCAGCAAGAAGGAUUCGACAGAAAGAAGCGGGGGUAUAGAGACAUUAAUGAGAUUGAUAUCAACAUGAAUGACCCUCUUUUUACAAAGCAGUGGUAUCUGAUCAAUACUGGACAAGCUGAUGGCACUCCUGGCCUUGAUUUGAAUGUGGCAGAAGCCUGGGAGCUGGGAUACACAGGGAAAGGUGUUACCAUUGGAAUUAUGGAUGAUGGGAUUGACUAUCUGCACCCGGACCUGGCCUCGAACUACAAUGCCGAAGCCAGCUAUGACUUCAGUGGCAAUGACCCCUAUCCUUACCCUCGAUACACAGACGACUGGUUCAACAGCCACGGGACCCGAUGUGCAGGUGAGGUUUCUGCCGCAGCCAACAACAAUAUCUGUGGGGUCGGAGUGGCCUACAACUCCAAGGUCGCAGGUAUCCGGAUGCUGGACCAGCCGUUCAUGACGGACAUCAUCGAAGCUUCUUCAAUCAGCCACAUGCCCCAGCUGAUCGACAUCUACAGUGCCAGCUGGGGCCCCACGGACAACGGGAAGACGGUGGACGGGCCCCGCGAGCUCACGCUUCAGGCCAUGGCCGACGGCGUCAACAAGGGCCGAGGCGGCAAAGGCAGCAUCUAUGUGUGGGCCUCCGGGGACGGUGGCAGCUACGACGACUGCAACUGUGAUGGCUACGCCUCCAGCAUGUGGACCAUCUCCAUCAACUCGGCCAUCAACGACGGCAGGACGGCCCUGUACGAUGAGAGCUGCUCCUCCACCUUGGCCUCCACCUUCAGCAACGGCAGGAAGAGGAACCCCGAGGCUGGCGUGGCGACCACAGAUUUGUACGGCAACUGCACCCUGAGGCAUUCUGGGACAUCCGCAGCUGCGCCCGAGGCAGCUGGAGUGUUUGCACUGGCUUUAGAGGCUAACCUGGGUCUGACCUGGAGAGACAUGCAGCAUCUGACUGUGCUCACCUCCAAACGGAAUCAGCUUCACGACGAGGUCCAUCAAUGGCGGAGGAAUGGGGUUGGCCUGGAGUUUAAUCACCUCUUUGGCUAUGGGGUCCUUGAUGCGGGCGCCAUGGUGAAAAUGGCUAAAGACUGGAAAACCGUGCCUGAGAGAUUCCACUGUGUGGGAGGCUCCGUGCAGGACCCUGAGAAAAUACCAUCCACUGGCAAGCUGGUGCUGAGCCUCACCACUGAUGCGUGUGAGGGGAAAGAAAAUUUCGUCCGCUACCUUGAACACGUCCAAGCUGUCAUCACAGUCAAUGCCACCAGGAGAGGAGACCUGAACAUCAAUAUGACUUCCCCAAUGGGCACCAAGUCCAUUUUGCUGAGCCGGCGUCCAAGGGAUGACGACUCCAAGGUGGGCUUUGACAAGUGGCCUUUCAUGACCACCCACACUUGGGGGGAAGAUGCCCGAGGAACCUGGACCCUGGAGCUGGGGUUUGUCGGGAGCUCACCCCAGAAGGGGGUGCUGAAGGAGUGGACACUGAUGCUGCAUGGCACGCAGAGCGCUCCUUACAUCGACCAGGUUGUAAGGGAUUACCAGUCCAAGUUGGCCAUGUCCAAGAAGGAGGAGCUGGAAGAGGAGCUGGACGAAGCCGUGGAGAGAAGCCUGAAAAGCAUCCUGCACAAGAACUAGCGCAGCAGCCGGGCCUCGACCGCCUCCCUCCGUCCCCCAUCUCUGCCUCUGUCCUCGGGCCACACUCUGUCAGGAACCUAGCAAUUACUGUCACCCUCACAUAAGCUAUUCCAACUUCUUGAUCUGAAGCUUCGCUCACUGUCAAUGAUUCUUUUCAUCACAAUGGACGCAAUCUUUUUACUUCCAUGCCCCAAAUACAGUGUUCCCACCAA
Odobenus rosmarus divergens (Pacific walrus) is the source of this 2414-nucleotide messenger RNA. RefSeq names its product proprotein convertase subtilisin/kexin type 2 (gene PCSK2). Lineage: Eukaryota; Metazoa; Chordata; Mammalia; Carnivora; Odobenidae. Gene Ontology annotation, cellular component: trans-Golgi network; Golgi membrane. Gene Ontology annotation, molecular function: serine-type endopeptidase activity. The transcript has 12 exons. The record is from RefSeq and is a predicted model, not a curated record. Bases 286 to 2202 code for a protein of 638 amino acids. Gene Ontology annotation, biological process: protein processing.